AACAGGGAGGCCCGAAUCGCCCCUCACAUGGUCGUAAUCCCAUGGCUUGCCCAGGGCCACCUCAUCCCAAUGCUUGACCUUGCUCGUCUCCUCGCCACCGCCGGCGCCAAUGUUACCGUUAUCACCACCGCCGCCAACGUCCCCCUUUCCACCUCCCCGUGCCCAGCCUCCCUCCGCUUCUGCGUCAUCCCUUUCCCUUGCCCCUCCCUCACAGGCUUACCCCCUGGAUGCGAGAAUAUCGACUCCCUCCCCACCCACCGCCUCGCAGGCCCCUUCUACUCAGCUGCCAAGCUCCUCCGUGGCCGCAUCGAGCACCUUCUUCUCCACGGCCUAUCGCCCUUGCGGCCCCCAUCUUGCCUCCUCUUUGGCAUCGGCUUCCCUUGGCUUGCCUCACUCGCGCGCGACGUGCUUCCCAUUCCCCGCCUAGUAUUCCAUGGAUUUUCCUCAUUCACUCACCUUGCCUCCCACUACCUCCACGCAUGCAAAACCCACGAGCGAGCCUACAACUUCUUCCUGCCGGGGCUCCCGCACAAGGUGGAGAUCACGCGGUCGAAGCUCCCGGUGUUCUUUGACAAGGCCAGUGAGGUGCGCUCGGUGUACGAGGAGAUACGAGAGGGGGAAGUGGCGGCGGAUGGGGUUGUCGUGAACAGCUUCGAGGAGCUGGAGCCGAAGUACGCAGCUAUGUUCGCGGAGGCCACUGGGAAGAAGGUUUGGACUGUCGGACCUGUUUCGAUGUGUCAAAGGGAGAAGCUCGAUGUGGGUUUAAGGGGGAGGAAGGGUUCAUCGGGGGUGGAUGUGGAUAGGUGCAAGAGGUGGCUGGACGACAGGGAGAUUGGGUCGGUGGUGUACGUGAGCUUCGGCAGCAUGGGCCGGCUUGAGCCAGAGCAGACGGUGGAGCUGGGGAUGGGUUUGGUCAUGUCGGGUUGGGCGUUCAUGUGGGUGGUGAGAGAAGGCGCGCCUCCGCCACCGGUGGAGUUGGAGGGAGUGGGGGAGAGGGGGAUUGCGGUAAGGGGGUGGUCGCCGCAGCUGAUGGUGCUUUCGCAUGCAGCGUUGGGAGGGUUUUUGACGCACUGCGGGUGGAAUUCGGUGGUGGAAGGGGUGGCGGCUGGUGUACCGAUGGUGACAUGGCCGCUGGGAGCCGACCAGUAUUUGAACGAGAAAUUGGUUGUGGAGGUUUUGAAGGUUGGGGUGGAGGUGGGGGGAAGAAAAGAAGAUGAGGGGUUGGUGCGGAGGGAGGAGGUGGCGAGGGCGGUGGAGAGAGUUAUGGGAAGAGGAGAGGAAGGGAAUGAGAUGAGGAGGAGAGCCAAGGAAUUGGCGGACAAGGCAAGGAGAGCCAUGGAACGUAGUGGAUCUUCUGGCCUGAGCCUGGCGCAGUUAAUCCACGACGUUGCAUGCUGGCCCGUUGCAUAG
Molecule: messenger RNA, 1410 nt
Organism: Dendrobium catenatum
Lineage: Eukaryota; Viridiplantae; Streptophyta; Magnoliopsida; Asparagales; Orchidaceae
Product: UDP-glycosyltransferase 73D1-like
Exons: 1
Coding region: 28-1410 (460 amino acids)
Molecular function (GO): UDP-glycosyltransferase activity
Source: RefSeq, a predicted model, not a curated record